GUCAUUUUAUAUAUAUCUACUUCCGGAUCGGUAGUUACUGGUUAUUGUAAUCUUACAAAAUUGGAGCUGAUCGGUUCAAUUACGAAAGAAUUUUAAUGAAUUUAUGAAGAUAUUUAUUAUGAACAAUGUCAGAAAAGAUUUUGGAAGAGCUGAAAGAAGUAAAAGAAAAAAUCCUCUCUAUUCCCAACACCGAACUUAUAUCAUGUGUCCCUGCUAUUGUCCAAAUCAAGAUUACUUUAACAAAGUAUAAACAGCUGGUUGUAUGUAUGCAAUUUUCUGAUAAUUAUCCCUACGAUUGCUUGCUAGUGGAGCUUAAAAGUAAACUUUUAUCAGAUAAUUUACUUCAGAAAAUGACAAAAAUAUGUGAAGAGGAAUUACGUAAAUUUGAGGGUGAAAAACAAAUAAUUCAUCUUGUUAAAUUUGUUAAAAACUUUAUUAUUGAUAAUCCGUUAUGUGUUUGUAGUGAUGAGAUAUUAUCACUUAAAAAUUUAUUGACAGACGGAGAUGAAAUUAAGCUUAAACAAAAAGUUUCAAAAAUUAUUUUAAAGCUUCGUGAAGGAUCUUAUAUGAUAAAUAGCAGUUUUACAAUACCAAAUGACUAUCCGGUCAGUAGAAUAAAUGUUACAAUAAGUGAUUGUAAUUUACCAGAAGUGCUAAGAGUUAAUUGUGAAAGUCAAUGUCAGGAAUUGGCAAGAAGAGCUGUAGAGCCUCCUUUGAAAAGAAAAUCUUCUGAUCCUCCAUUUGAACCGACUCCCUCUCUUCUUAAAAUAUCAGAAUUUAUUAUAAACAAUGUUAUAAGAAAAUAUCCCACUAUGCUGUGUCCUUGUUGUCAUAAGUCAGCUCUUCCAGCAGACGCUAUGGAUGUAGUCAAAGAUCAUCAGGCAGACCAGUUUGUAGAAAGAGUAUAUUGUGGACACCUAUUCCAUCAUAAAUGUAUAGACGAUUAUAUGAAAACUCCUCCAUUUACUGGCGGUAAAAAAUGUCCGAGUUGCGGAAGUAGGAUAUUUCACGACAAAUGGAGAGCCACGCCUGAGUUGGCUGAAGCUAGAUGGGCUCAUAAACAAGCCAGGCAACGAGAAUUAGACGAGGUUGUUGAUUUUCUUGGAUAA
This is a messenger RNA of Dimorphilus gyrociliatus, 1109 nucleotides long. Lineage: Eukaryota; Metazoa; Annelida; Polychaeta; Dinophilidae. The record is from the annotation of a GenBank genome assembly.